CCUUCCUCCCGCGUUGCCAUUUCAGAGCAAGGUGGCGCGCGCCGCCUCCUCAUCACACGGUCUCCUCGCCCGCCACGGCGUCACAUCACAUGGAUGCCUCGGCACGGCCGACUCCUUCAACUCCGCGUCCGUCGUCUUGUUCCAUCUCGCAUGAUUGAUUGAAUCUCCACGCCCCCCUUGUCCAACUACCCCUCCCACUAUUUCAUUUCAUUUCAUCCCCCCGAUCCAAGAAACCGGCCACCGGGCCGGAGCGAACCCUUAGAAGCGACCUUGGCCCGUGAGGAAGCCAAUCAGCCAGAGACAGAACAAUCCAUCCACCAUGAACAGCCUGUUCUCGAGCUCAUGGAAGCGCGACGGCGGGGACAUCGAGUCCGGCGGCGUGGAGAUGUCUGCGCCGCCGGGCGCCGCGGCGGGCGCGAGCCUGGACAGGUUCUUCGAGGACGUGGAGUCCAUCAAGGACGAGCUCCGCGACCUGGAGCGCAUCCAGCGGUCGCUCCACGACGCCAACGAGGGGGGAAAGUCGAUGCACGACGCGGCGGCCGUGCGCGGCCUCCGCGCGCGGAUGGACGCGGACGUGGCCGCGGCGAUCAAGAAGGCCAAGGUGGUGAAGCUGCGCCUCGAGUCGCUGGACCGCGCCAACGCCGCCAACCGGUCCGUGCCCGGGUGCGGGCCGGGCUCCUCCACCGACCGCACCCGGACGUCCGUCGUGGCCGGGCUGCGCAAGAAGCUCCGGGACUCGAUGGAGUCCUUCUCGUCGCUGCGGUCCCGCGUCGCGGCCGAGUACCGGGACACGGUGGCGCGGCGGUACUUCACGGUCACGGGGGCGCAGCCCGACGAGGCGACCCUGGACGCGCUGGCGGAGUCCGGGGAAGGGGAGCGGUUCCUGCAGCGCGCCAUCGCGGAGCAGGGCCAGGGGCGCGGGGAGGUGCUGGGCGUGGUGGCGGAGAUCCAGGAGCGGCACGGCGCCGUGGCGGGGCUGGAGCGCAGCCUGCUGGAGCUGCAGCAGGUGUUCAACGACAUGGCCGUGCUGGUGGCCGCGCAGGGGGAGCAGCUGGACGACAUCGAGGGCAACGUCGGCCGCGCCAGGUCCUUCGUCGACCGCGGACGCGAGCAGCUGCAGGUGGCGCGGAAGCACCAGAAGAGCACCCGCAAGUGGACCUGCAUCGCCAUCCUCAUCCUCCUCGUCAUCAUCCUCGUCAUCGUCCUCCCCAUCGUGCUCAAGGGCGUCAAUAAGAACUAGGCCGCCUGGCCUGCGUAAUUCGUUCUAGUUUUUUUUUUUCGUGGCCUUUGUAUCAUACAUACGGUUCGUUGAUACGGUCGUCUUGAUUAUAUUUUCUUCUAUUGCCUCAACCUUCGAUUACAUGGUUUUGUUU
Molecule: messenger RNA, 1373 nt
Organism: Zea mays
Lineage: Eukaryota; Viridiplantae; Streptophyta; Magnoliopsida; Poales; Poaceae
Product: syntaxin 121
Exons: 1
Coding region: 320-1240 (306 amino acids)
Biological process (GO): vesicle fusion; intracellular protein transport; exocytosis
Cellular component (GO): endomembrane system; SNARE complex; plasma membrane
Molecular function (GO): SNARE binding; SNAP receptor activity
Source: RefSeq, marked validated